Messenger RNA from Triticum dicoccoides, 3244 nucleotides. RefSeq names its product disease resistance protein Pik-2-like. Gene Ontology annotation, biological process: defense response to other organism. Bases 116 to 3061 code for a protein of 981 amino acids. Gene Ontology annotation, molecular function: ADP binding. The record is from RefSeq and is a predicted model, not a curated record. The transcript has 3 exons. NCBI's taxonomy places the organism in Eukaryota, Viridiplantae, Streptophyta, Magnoliopsida, Poales, Poaceae.
UCUGAUGGAUCUAGAUCUCAUGUACACACCAUGUACGAAUUAGCAUUAGCUUGGCUAUCCAAGGAAUAACUGAUUGGUGAAUAAGCUGCCACUGCCGGCCGGCCGGCCGGCCAGCAUGGAGGUGGUGACCGGGGCGACGGGCAGCGUGCUGACCAAGGUGGGUGCGCUGCUGCAGGAUGAAUACAUCCGGCAGCAGGGGGUGCAAAAAGAUGUGGAGUCUCUCCAGAAGGAGCUCUUCUUCAUGCGGGCCGCCCUGUGCAAGGUGGCGGUGGUUCCGGCGGAGCAGCUGGACGAGCAGGUCAAGGCCUGGGCCAGCAACGUCAAGGAUCUCUCCUACGACAUGGAAGACGCCGUCGACACUUUCACUGUACGGGUGACGGCCAGCAAGGACCACGGCCGUUCAAGGAUUGCCGGCAUGGGCAAGUGGGACAGGUUCACUGCUCGAAGAGAGCUUGCGGACAUGAUUGCAGAGAUGAAGGACCUCACGAUGCAGGUCGCCGACCUGCGUGACAGGUACAAGCUCGACGACAUCAGUGUGAUGAAUACUACAGAGCAGGUGCAAGAAGUGAAGGAAGUCGUCUCAAGAAACUUUCAACUGUGGACAUGGUGGCGUCAAUGCAUUUCUUACAGGAUUCGAGAAGUUUGGGCGGGGUGGCAUAGGGGCGUCAGUGGAUUUAUUCUUGCGGCCACUGGCAGCCGGGAGAUCCCCACUCCGAGCUUGGGUUCGAUCAACGGGAUGGAGGACGAUUCAGCUAGGAUGAGGGAUGAUAUGAAGGAGCUCCACGACUGGCUUAACAAUAAAAAUAAGGGUGGUGUGCUUUACGUCAUUGGUGAUGAAGGGGUUGGCAAGACCACCGUCGCCAAGUAUUUGUACCACAGGUUCGGUCAUCUAUUUGACCGCCGGGCGAUAGUAAUGGCAUCAUCUUGGGGCCAUGAUGACAAAGCCAUCGUAGAUAAGAUUGAGAAACAACUCCGUUUGGACCUCAAACGUCCUACGGCAGGUGAAACUUCCCUCAGGCUCCUGCUGUUAAUUGAUGGUGUCGAGUCUGAAGACACGUGGGAGAAAAUUGAAGAAGCUCUAUUUAAAUCCGAAUUACUGCCUACUGGUAGUCAUAGCAAAACUAUAGUCACAACAAGGCAUUCAGCGGUUGCUUCCGCAUGGAAAAAAGAAAAUGGCGAUUUGAAGCACCCUCAAACCGCUGGUGAGACAGAAGAAGCCAAGUGCAUAUUCAUGCAGGCUUUGGGGGAACCAACAAGAGGUGAUGAGGCAGAAGAUAAUAUUCCGCCUAGGGUGUGGGAGAUGUGUGCAAAGCAGCCAGUGGCCACAAUUGCCAUGGCUGGUUAUGCCGCCUGCAACCGAGGAAAGUCUCAGGAUGCAUGGAGAGAAGUUUGUAAUAAGCUGUUGCCGGAGUCUGUGAAAGAACUUACCCGGGGCGACAUCCCUAGGGUUCUUAGCCAUUGCUACCGUGAUAUGUCUGCCGAGCUCGAGACCUGCUUCCUGUAUCUAAGCAUGUUCAAGAAAGAAUCAAGUGUGAGCAGGAAGCAUCUGGCUAGGAGGUGGAUAGCAGAAGGGUUCGUGGGGGAGAAGCCAGGGAGGAGCGUGGAAGAGGUGGCGGAUGGUUACUUUGACCAGCUCGUGUCGAGGAAGCUCGUACAGCCGGUGGGUACAAGCAAGAAUAGCAAGGUGAUGAACUGUCAAGUUUAUGGCAUGGUUCACGACUUCAUCGUGUCCCAGGCAAGCCAAGAGAACUUGGUCACGGUGGCUGGUGGUGAUUCGCCUUCGCCACCGCCUAACGGCAAAGUCCGCCGGCUAUCCCUCUCCAUUCCCGCAUCUCCAGAUGAAGAAGAUCCAGGUGCCGGCAAGAACAUGCCCCAUGUCAGGUCGCUGGCCGUGUUCACCGCAAGAAAGCCGACUUCAACUUUACCGGCCCAACGGCUGCCUUCAGCUUUACUGAGCUCUCCGAUCAUACAAGUGCUAGAUCUUCAAGGCUGCAAGGGUGUCAAGGUGACAAAGAGACACAUGGAGGUGAUCUGCAAGAUGUUUCUUCUCAAGUACCUGAGCCUCCGAAGGACAAUCAUUGAGGCAAUUGGAAGGAACAUCGAGAGGCUCAAGAACUUGGAGACACUCGACGUUAGGGAGACUAAAGUUCAAUCGCUGCCAGAUACUAUAUGGAAGCUUCAGAAGCUAGUCAACAUACUUGGAGGGAACAAGAAUAAAAAAUUCGAGCCACUCCAGUUGAAGCUACCAGCUGAUGCCAAGGCCAAGAACCACCCCUGCAAGCCUGACGGUGUUACAAUGAAAGCCCUGCGCGUGCUAUCUGGAAUUGAGAUGACCCCAAAUUUGGCGAGGUGUCUCGAGCGUCUGACUAAUCUGAGGAAGUUGGCCAUCUACAAGGUCAGCGACACCGAGUCCAACAAGCUAGAAUUAUUCCGUCUUGGGUACCUACGGACCCUGGUGAUAAUAGCCGGUGGUGAAGCCAACAUAUCUGAGUUACUCAGCAGCCACGAUAUUCAAGCUUCCUCUUUGACGUCUCUUGCUGAUCUUCGGUUAUGUGGCAAGUUAGAGCAAGUCCCCACAUGGAUCCAAGAACUCACAGAUCUCACAAAACUGACCCUCCCCAUCACAGUUUUAACAAAUCCAGAACUGCUCGCUAAGCUUGCCAACAUGAAGAAACUCUUCUCGCUCACCUUCUCAACUCCCACAACUCUAGCUCCAGCUCCAGCUCCAGUGGGUACCAGUACCACCGAGAACAACUUUGAGGAGAUCAUCUUCGAUAGUGUAGGGUUUGCUAAUCUCAAGCUCCUCGAAUUCAUUGCUCCCUUGAUACAGCCCCUGAGCUUUCUCGACAACGCAAUGUCACAGCUGGAAAGGAUUCAUCUUCACUUCACCAACUUUCAAGGCCUGCAUGGCAUUCACAACCUGCGAAGGCUCCAGGAGGUGCACAUCGAGGUAAAAUACGAUGCAGAUGAUUUUACCACAUCCAUGCUACGUAAUCUUCUGGAGUCAGCCAUGCAAGAUGAUGCCAAGGCACCCAGGAUAACUCGUGACUGGUUUGAUUGAAGACUACUACGUUUCUUUUCUUUUUGCGAGGAAUGAAGACUACUACUUUUUUUUAUGCAUCAAAACUACUUGGCCACUAUAUUCAUGAUCUCCAUGAGCGAGUUCAUUAUUAUAUCUUUGUACUAUUACUACAUUAUACUAGCUUUCAAGCUUAAGUUCCAGUUAAUGGUUCUCUAUAAUUAA